AUGUAUAAUCUGACAGAAUUUCCAGAGAAUGCAACUACCAACAAAAGUCAGCCUGUGAUAAUUAAGGUGUGUGUGGUUAUCCCCCUCUUCUGCCUCUUCCUCUACUGCAUUGCUGUCAUGCUGCACAUAUUUGCAUCUAACAGACAGUACAUGGAAUCCGCACGUUACAUCCUGUUUGCCUUCAUGUUGAUCAAUGACACUUUACUGCUCUUGUCCUCUGUGCUGCUUUUCCUUUUUGUCAUGGGCAAGGUGAAACUGUCUGUGAUCUACUGUUUUCCGCUGAUUUUCAUUUCCAAUGUCACUUUCCAGUGCACACCUUUAAUCCUGGCAACCAUGUCUCUUGAGCGCUAUGUUACCAUCUUCUAUCCGCUGCAGCGCCCGGCCGCCUGGCGCUCAGACCGUAUUUGGAUUAUUAUUCUGUACCUGUUGCUCACCAGCACUAUCUCCACUAUUGUUAACUUUUCCAUCGGUGGGAGGGGUCCUGCUGCAGAUAUCCUCUCUACCCCUGUGCUUUGCAAAAUUAACGUUAUUAACACAACUCAAAUCCAGAUUUUUUUCCAAAUUGGUGUAUAUUUUUUCUUUUUUGCAGUUGUGGCUGUUGUCAUCCUCUUUACAUACUUGAGAAUUCUGCUUGAAACAAAGAAAAUGAGACAAAGCAAAGUGUCUAUGAGCAAAGCCAUGCACACCGUGCUGCUACACGGCUUCCAGCUGCUGCUCUGUAAUUUGGCCUUCAUUAGCCCAAUCACUGAAAGUCUCAUAGUGCUGCAUUCCAACUGGAUACCAUCAGACAUUGCCUUUUUUAAUUUUUUCUGUUUCAUCCUUACUCCACGCUUUCUCAGCCCGCUCAUCUACGGCUUUAGAGAUCAGAAUCUCAGGGGCAGAAUCGUGAAGAAAAUUAUCUGCUGCACAGACAUACCCGGCAAGAGAGGCUUGCCGGCUUCGUGAAUUGGCUGAGUUUUGACAA
Molecule: messenger RNA, 964 nt
Organism: Pseudoliparis swirei
Lineage: Eukaryota; Metazoa; Chordata; Actinopteri; Perciformes; Liparidae
Gene: or95a1
Product: odorant receptor, family 95, subfamily A, member 1
Exons: 1
Coding region: 1-945 (314 amino acids)
Biological process (GO): G protein-coupled receptor signaling pathway
Cellular component (GO): membrane
Molecular function (GO): G protein-coupled receptor activity
Source: RefSeq, a predicted model, not a curated record